AAGUUAUGGCAGCACAAAGUCAAAGAUUUCAUGCACUCCAAGAGGGUAUAAUCGAACACGCUAGUCAUAACCACCUCAAAUUCGAAGAAAAAAGGUACAUAGGAAACCAAAAAAUAUAACAAAUGAAAAAAGGAGAUUAUACAAAACUAGCAAGAAAAUGGCUAGAAAACAGUUCAAAGUUUGAACUAGAUGGUCUUGCACUUGAAGGAAUGAAUAUAUAUAUUGUGGAACAAGGUUUUAUAAAAUGCAGUUUGGUCAUUCCAAAUCAUUUAUCUGAUGUAGAUGGAAACUGGAAAGCCGGAGCGAUGUCAGUUUUGAUAGACGACAUUACUGCAGGUGCUGUGUUCUCUAUUACUGGAGGGCACCUAGCCACUGUUGAUUUCACUAUGUCGUUUUAUUCAACGGCUAAGGUCAAUGAGGAGGUCGAGAUUGAAGCAAGUGUUGUUGGAGAAACGGGCAAUCUAUUUUCAGUGGUAACUGAUAUUAGAAAAAAAGGCACGGGAGAGAAGGUUGUUGUCGGGAAACAAUGGAUGCAAGCCACUCCUAUCAAAACAUCACAGGCUGCUAAAAGCAAGCUUUGACUAACCACUCGGUGUGUAUUCAUUUUUCGUAACAGUUUGUUUGCAUUCCCACGUUACGUUUUACAGUUUAGUACACGAGUUAUAUAUUACAUUAGCAUUGGAAGUGAAAGAACUUAAACCCACAUUACUGUUGUAAACUAGUUUUAAAGUCAACUGUAGUUUAUUACAGAGAACUUUUUAUCAUAAUUUUCUGGUUUCUUA
This is a messenger RNA of Erigeron canadensis, 782 nucleotides long. RefSeq lists its product as uncharacterized. The record is from RefSeq and is a predicted model, not a curated record. The transcript has 3 exons. Gene Ontology annotation, molecular function: fatty acyl-CoA hydrolase activity. The coding region runs from base 123 to 581 and encodes 152 amino acids. NCBI's taxonomy places the organism in Eukaryota, Viridiplantae, Streptophyta, Magnoliopsida, Asterales, Asteraceae.